This is a messenger RNA of Lampris incognitus (smalleye Pacific opah), 1173 nucleotides long. RefSeq names its product solute carrier family 35 member F2-like. Gene Ontology annotation, cellular component: membrane. The annotation marks the transcript as partial. The record is from RefSeq and is a predicted model, not a curated record. Gene Ontology annotation, biological process: transmembrane transport. NCBI's taxonomy places the organism in Eukaryota, Metazoa, Chordata, Actinopteri, Lampriformes, Lampridae. Gene Ontology annotation, molecular function: transmembrane transporter activity. The transcript has 7 exons.
UGGUCCACCAGGCAGUUGGCCAAGACAGUGGCCAUGGGUCAGGGCCUGGCCGGACUCAUCUGUGGGACAGCCAUCACCUCCCAGUACCUGGCCACCGACUUCCAUGUUAACACGCCCAUGUUUCAGAGCUUCAUGAACUACACCCUGCUGUGUGUGACCUACACCACCUUACUGGUCUGCAGAACAGGGGAUGGCAAUAUUUUGCAGAUUCUUAAGAGCAGGUGGUGGAAGUACCUUCUGUUGGGGCUGGUGGACGUGGAGGCCAACUACACUGUCGUUAAAGCAUACCAAUACACCAACCUUACUAGCAUACAGCUGCUGGACUGUUUUGUCAUCCCUAUUCUUAUGGUGCUGUCCUGGUGGGUUUUAAAGACACGGUACCGACUGGUCCACUACGUGUCCGUCUGCGUCUGUCUGCUGGGAGUCGGGGCCAUGGUGGGGGCUGACGUGCUGGCCGGACGAGACCAGGGAUCAACCUCUAACAUCCUGCUAGGUGAUGGCUUGGUUCUGGUCAGUGCCACGCUGUACGCCGUAUCUAACGUGGGUCAGGAAUACACGGUGAAGAACCUCAGCAGGGUGGAGUUUCUCGGGAUGCUCGGCCUAUUCGGCACGCUCAUCAGCACCAUACAGAUGGUCAUCCUGGAACGACAGGAAGUGGCCGCCAUAAAGUGGAGCUGGCAAAUCGGUCUUCUGUUCUCUGGCUAUGCGUUGUGUAUGUACUGUCUGUACAGCUGUAUGCCCAUCGUGGUGAAGCUGACCAGCGCCACCUCCGUCAACCUGUCCCUGCUCACUGCUGACCUUUUCAGCCUCUUCGGCGGUCUCUUCCUCUUCCAAUACAAUUUCUCUGGACUGUACCUGGUUGCGCUGGUGGUCAUCCUCAUCGGCUUCGUCGUCUUCAACGCUGUGGCACCACCGACUGACAGCACAGAGCCCGCCCCUCCCUCCUCCUCCUCUUCCUCCGUCACCUCGGGGGAAGGCUGCUACGAGAACCACGCCACCGCUUUUGACCAUCAUGACGUCACCAACCCGGACGUGCGCGUGAGGACAAAGGUUAAAGAGGAAAAGGAGUAUGGGUGGAGGAGGGGGGAAUGGGAGGGAGGACACGGGGGUGAGGAAGAGGGGGCGGAUACGGAGGUGGAGGUUGUUACCGUUGGAUACAGCACGAAGAUGUGA